AUGGCCGCUGAUCCUACUGCUAACCUGCAGUUGUUCUCACCACCAGGCUCUGGGCGCUCUUCACCAGCACCACGAGCAUCGCGCAACGCUGCAGAAGACGCUUUGUACAAGAAAGACAAAUCCUUCCGGCGAUAUGCACUCGGCGUCGAACGAACGCUUGCCCUCUGGGACACAGCGCAGCAGGAAUGGGCAGACUAUAUCUCUUUCCUGGGCCGCCUGCUGAAGGCCCUGCAAGCGCAUCCCUCCGAGACGCCUGUCAUUCCACAUAGCGAUACAGUCGCACUGCGAUUAGCGCAGUGCUUGAAUCCAGCAUUACCCUCAGGUGUUCACCAGAAAGUCCUCGAGGUUUAUGCUUACAUCUUCACAACCAUUGAAGAAGAUGCCCUUGCCCGUGACCUGAACCUCUACCUGCCAGGCCUCGCUACGACCCUGUCCUUUGCCUCGCUCUCAGUGCGCCCACUCUUCCUCUCGAUCUUCGAAAACCACAUCCUGAAACUCGACGGCGCUGCGCUACGGCCGGCUCUGAAGGCCAUCAUACUGUCUCUGCUACCAGGCCUCGAGGAUGAGACGAGCGAGGAUUUUGAGCGCAUGGUGUCAGCGCUCGAUAGACUACGGACAGCUGUUCAAGAUCAGACGAACGACAUGGCAGAUGCGAAAAGCAACAACGGGCAUGCAUCCCAUUUCUGGCAGUGCUUCUUCCUUGCGAGCAUAACGAACGCCUCGAGGAGGCAAGGUGCACUUGCCUUUCUGACUCGCAGACUUCCCAAGCUUGGUCUGCCAGCUUCUAGGAAUGGGACAAAAAAUGCAAGUUUACCCCUCGAAGCUGAGGCGGCUGUUCAUCCAGAACCAGGACUGUUGAUUCGGUGCUUCGAAUCAGGCCUUUCAGACCAGCAGCUUCUAAUCCAGAGAGGCUUCCUCGACCUGAUCGUUAGCCAUCUGCCGCUCGAUUCUCCUGUCCUGCAGCAACGUAUCAGCAAAGCAGACCUCGAGCGCCUCGUGGCUGCUGCUGCUGGUGUAGUAUCGCGCAGGGAUAUGAGCUUGAACCGAAGGCUGUGGGCAUGGUUCCUUGGGCCAGAUCCUUCUGCUGCUGAGGUCAACGAUGGUGCUGAGUCGCCCACUCAGGAACGACACAACACGGCGGCAGAUCCCUCCACUGUUCACGCGGCCUACUUCUCCCGCUACGGUUUGGCUGCGUUGACAACUAGUGUGCUGAAGAUGAUCAACCGUCGCACAAAAACUCCCGCUGAGCGCGCACGACCUUUUCGAGUUUGUCUGUCACUCAUGGACCGUUGGGAAGUUGGUGGCUUGAUUGUCCCUGAGCUGUUCUUACCCGCACUACAGAGUGUUCAGACUUACAGCGAGCAUGCAUCGAAGGAACAAGUGGAUGAGGUCAUGAGAAGCGCCAGUGCAUUCUUCGAUGGCGUCGACAGUGGCCUCAUCUGGGGUAAAUUGACCCAUCUUGUCACUUCAUCUCUAGACGGAUCAACCACGAAGCAAGAGGCAUUGCGGCAAAUGAAGCUCGCCAAGUUCGUCCUCGCACGUUUCAACCUCAAGGAGGAAGAUAUGCUACUUCAUCAUAUGCCAUUGAUGAUUGUCGCUACCCUUACUUCACUUGGCAAAAUCUCCCAAGAUCGCAACCCGCAGGCUAUCGAUGUUGAGGUCAUUGCCUUGGCUCUUGAGAUAGCUGAUUCCCUUGUUCAGGUUGUGCCGGAUCGAGCCUUGAGGUUCGAGCAAGCCUCAAAUGAGCAGCCAGUGGCCGAUACCCUGGAUGCAUCGAGGAUUCAAGUGCUGCAGCAGAUCUCAACCUUCUACGAAGACGCCCAGGCUGGCCUAGAAUCAGCGGAGCGCCUCUACGAACCCGUUGUAGUGGGUCGCAUCGCUCUGCGACAGGCUUCACACAUAAUGCUCGCCACACUUCAAGCAGAUGGGUGGUCGUACUCGCCAGAGAUACCUUCCAAAAUCUUGGCUAACCUAGUUGUGAAGAUACAAGAUCUGAACGCUAUCGAUGAUUUCGACUUCUCUUCCGUCCUUAAGGAAUCUCUCUCAACACCAGAUUCUGUCAGGACUGUGCCGUUCUCUCACCUGAGUGCCAUUGCUGGCAUACUUCUGGCAUUGCAGGUGGCUCGCCCGUCGCAACCGUAUAUCCCGACUUCGAACUUGUCAGAGCUCUUGCAUCAGCUGGUUGCCUGCUUGUGGCAUUAUCUGUCGCCGACGAUGCCAAAGUACCAUGUCGAAGCCACUCUGUGUAUAUUGCAGCUGCACUCUAUCUCGCCAUCUGGUCGCUUGGUUGAGGCCGCUAUCUCCGCGAUUGUAGCAAAGCAGAUUCUGCGCUCGAGCACUGCACCAAUCUCAGACUACGGUCGGCGAUUUGCAGUAAUCUGGACACAUACCAUGCACGAGCUGAGUCUACAAUCAGAGAAGCGUGGCAGUGUGACCCGACGCGCAAGUGGAAUGGCUUUGCCGGCUCCCACGCUCUCGCCAGGAACAUUCCAUUCAGUGCUGACUAGACCACUGCUUCUCCUUCUGGAUACCCUAGCUGAGGAAGGUACAGAGACAUCUACCUUCAUGGAGAGUUGGCUCCUCGACCUUCCUACUCUUAACAGAGUCUUUGAGGUGUUGGCAGUGCACCUUCAGUCCUUGCAUUGUUUGGCAGCCACCGAGAAUCUAGGCCCUGAAAAGGAUGCUAAGUCAAUGCAGACUGCAAGAGCGGUAGAUGAUACAAGAGAAUGCCUGUAUUAUCUAGGACACGUCUUUUACAUGCUGAAAAGGCCUUCGCAGUUCACCUGGGGAACACUCGCACAGACAGCUGCUACAUGGGACAAGAAUUUGGCCAAUCGAAUGUCCCUUCAAGAAUGGCUAAUCCGGAAGUGCCUUGGUGCCCUAUCGAUUCAAGCCAGUGUUGCAGGCGCAACUCUCGAACCCCAUAUCCAUGAGCUGCAUCGGAUAGCUAUCUCCAUCAUCUCGCAGAUCUACCAGAGUCCAUUCGCCCCAACUCUGAGGGACCUGGAAAUUGAAGUACCGCUUAUGAUCAGGCUCAGAACCGCGGUGCCCUCUCUGCAGAGCCUCUUGCUCGGUGCAAUCCUAUCUGCUCUCCGUAUACGACUCAUACAACCCUCCGAAGAAAAAGCACAGGAGCUGAAACCACCACAAAAUGCCGCUCAGAGAUCAAGGCUGUCAUUAGCUUUGAACAGAGACUCUGUAGAUCUCGCGCCGCCGCCUAUUCCUCCGCCUUCCCAACUAGUCGAAUGCCUCAAAUUUGGAUUUUCAUCGCCAUUCAGUCGGCUUGUGCUCGAUGGUUGGGUGCAGUUCCUUAUCGAGGUUCUGCCCAUGUUUGCCGAUACCAUCUUCCAGAAUCUGCUGCCUCUGGUUGAGUGCUUCUGCAAAGAGAUCAAUGGGACAUUCGAUCUGCUGAAGACAACAUUUGCAAGACACGAGUCAGUAGACGGCACAUCCCCUGAGACUACACUCAUUUCUUUGAUCAAUGGCUUGGAGCAGAUCUUGGCUAAGGCACAUGACCGUCUGAUGAUUCAGGAGACCCAGGCCUCUGCCACCAAGUCACCCGAGGCUCCUCAAGGAUUUUUCAGCAACGUGGUAUCCGGUGUCUUCGCGCCAGAAGCCAACCAAACAAGAACACCAACCGCCAAUAGUAGGCUUACGGUUCUACUCUGCUUCCAGGAUACCGUGCGCAUUUGUUUCGCCAUCUGGUCUUGGGGCGGAUUUUCACAAGAUCGUCAGGACCCAACAUCGGUGUCGUCCUUCAGCUACACAUCGCUGCGUAUGCGCAAUCGAGCAAGACGAAUCCUGGAACACCUUUUCGCUGCUGAGGCAUUGGAGUGCCUUGAGACUCUAGUAGUGUUAUGGGCUCAAACGACUCAGGAAGACACACACGAGACAGCUGUUAUGGGCCUUCUCAACGUACUGAACGGCUCAAGACCGAAGCUCACAAUUCCAGCGAUCUUCAACGCAGUGUAUAGUCGCACGGAUCCGAAUGCGCUGGAUCCUAACCGUAUGUCUACCUUGACCUCAGAUUUGUCCGACACAGAUCUCGUUGCAUUCCUGGUAGAGUAUACUAGAUCACUCGAAGACGAUGCCAUGGGAGAAAUCUGGCAAGAUUGUACAAUGUUCUUGCGCGACGUUCUUGCGAAUCCUCUACCUCAUCGACAAAUAUUACCGACUCUGCUCGAGUUCACCGCUGUCAUAGGUCAGAAAGUUGACAACACGACAUUUGGUGAGCAGCGAAAGAUGAGGAGAGAGCUUGCGGAUAUAUUUGCACGAAUCCUGACAGCGACAUUCACGACCCGCCCAAUGGGCUACGCGCAAGACACGAACCAUUCCACAACGGGCACAAAGACACCCUCGAUCACGAACAGCACCCGAGCGCAGAAGAGAGCUUCCGAUGUUGUAGCUAUACUCACGUCCAUUGUGCCCAGCCUGCCUAUCAUUCUUGCAGAUAUCGAUCGUGUCACAAAGGUAGUCUCUGACAUAUCCACAUCAGUCAUCGGCCCUACCUUCCGUGCGAAGUCAUUCCCAGACAAUGUGUCUACCAAUACUUUGGACCUCCUUCACCAGUUGACAAAGGUGGCACAGGGGAGCAAGCUGCUGAAGAAGGAAAUUUACGAUGCCUUCAAUGAUUCAAAAUUCUUCAACACACCCGUCGAUCUGAUACGGGAUGCAUGGCUACCCAUUCUGUCGCAGUGGACACAGUCCGACAAGGAGCGUGUACCCGAGCUUCUGUCACGGCUGACCGCACCGACAACAGCAGGCAUCAUGUUUGGCGUCGGUGCUGCAUCUGCACGACAGGAAGCUGACCGCAAAGCACAAACCACACUACGGAGAAUCUCGCUCCUCAUCCUCGCUAGUCCAGAAGACGCGUUCACAUCCAACAUCCCGCAAAUCCUCGAGAAGAUCGUCGAGCUUCUCACAGCAACACCAGCGUCAUCGCCCUCAUCAGUCACACGCGCAGAUGUCUUCGUACUACUGCGCUCUGUCAUCCUGAAAACAUCGCCCAUCCACCUGGCCUCCAUUUGGCCCAUCGUCAACGGCGAGCUGACGUCCAGCUUAUCGUCGCUGUUGCCAGAUGCGAGCAAUAAAGAGCACUACAACAACGCCGGCAUAAUCCAAGCCUGCAAACUGCUAGACGAGCUCGUGGUCCUCGACCCAGACGACUUCCAGCUCAUCGAAUGGCUCUUCCUCACCGACACUAUCGACGCUGUCUACAAACCGUCCACACCACCCACUCUUCUAUCGCUCACAGAUGAAAUCAACGAAGUACUCACUCAGACAUCGUCUACGCCUCUAAUCACGCCUGCGAUGCAGAAUGAGACGGAGGGUGAGCCAAUGAGAACGUUGUUCUUGGAUACGCUGAUCAAGGCGCUUGAGGUGGAGGAGGAUGCUGCAGUGCUGGAUAUGGCCAGGGGAGAACUGGUGGAUAGGGCUGUUAGGCCGUUUUUGGGCGGGUUGGCGAUGGGUGCUUUUGAGGCUAGGUACGGUGGGGGUGAGGCGGAUUGGAGGGGGGUUUGGGAGAGUGUUGUUAGAGAUGCUGCGAUUUGA
This is a messenger RNA of Macroventuria anomochaeta, 5550 nucleotides long. RefSeq lists its product as uncharacterized. Gene Ontology annotation, biological process: Golgi to endosome transport. The transcript has 5 exons. The record is from RefSeq and is a predicted model, not a curated record. Gene Ontology annotation, cellular component: trans-Golgi network; endosome. Bases 1 to 5550 code for a protein of 1849 amino acids. Lineage: Eukaryota; Fungi; Ascomycota; Dothideomycetes; Pleosporales; Didymellaceae.